Molecule: messenger RNA, 330 nt
Organism: Lasiodiplodia theobromae
Lineage: Eukaryota; Fungi; Ascomycota; Dothideomycetes; Botryosphaeriales; Botryosphaeriaceae
Exons: 2
Coding region: 1-330 (109 amino acids)
Biological process (GO): protein folding in endoplasmic reticulum; autophagosome assembly
Cellular component (GO): EMC complex; endoplasmic reticulum; membrane
Source: RefSeq, a predicted model, not a curated record
AUGCAUGACGAACGUGAGCUCGCAAUUGCGCCAAUCGUGCAGGACAGCGUCCAGCACAACGCCCGUACCAUCUCCACGAUCCGCAAUCUAACCGCAUCGCUGUUCGGCGUUGCCGCUGGCACUCUAGGUUUGGAGUCGUACCCGGGCUUCCUAUUCUACCUCGCCGGGAGCCUAUUGGUGUCGCUGCUCAUAUUCGUGCUGAGGGCGGGCGCGCAGCCGAAGAGCUACUUUUACCGCCCCUUCGGAGAUCUGUGGCUCGGGGAGGUGUUUGGCAGCCUAAGCAGCUUCGUGCUCACCUGGACUCUGUUCUAUGGCCUGCUCCGCGCAUAA